CACAAAUCAACAAAGUGGUUCAAAUGCAAGCAAACUGCAGGAUUAAGUGCAAAUAUUUCGAGGUUAAGCUUUUCAAAGUUUCCUUUGAAAGUCAUGUUCUUACUUUCAUGUAAGUUCUAGGGUAUUUAUAAAAAAGAUAAAAAAGUAAACAAUAAAAGUCUCACAAUAUGCGCUCUCAAAUGAGCAAUUUCUUAGAUUUAACUACUCGCACUGUUUGGUACAACUUGAAGUAGUACUUGCAGUUUGUGACAUGUGAUACAUUAUAACAAAAACAAUACUUAUAACCAUGACAGCCUUAGCUCAUCUUCGAAGAGGAUCUUCUGGAACUCAGCAGUUAUUCAAGUUACAGUCUGCAUGUGCAUUUUUUCAAUGCCAUGAGUCAAGUUUUGUACCAAAACGCGUUCUCAUUUUUAAAAAAAUUUCAAGAUAUCAGAUUGAAAAAAAUUCCAAUCCUCAAUUAAAUGAAAGUGAAUUGAAACACAAACUUGUUUCUGGAGGUGCUAAUUAUGAUGCUAUUAAAGCUGUUCACUAUCGAACCAAAGAAACUGAGCUGAGAGUUGUCAAAGCAUUAGCUGACCUCGACAUUAGCUUUAAAAUAAGAAACAGGUAUAAUGUAGAUGUCGACAUUAUUGCAUGGGCAGACUUAAUUUUACCUAUUGGAGGUGAUGGCACAUUUCUUAUGGCUUCUAAUUUGAUUAGGAACAAUACCAAGCCAAUAAUAGGUAUUAACUCUGAUCCCGAAUUCUCAGAAGGAUUUUUAAUGUUGCCAUCAAAGUACACAAAUUUAAUUGAUGAAAUAUUUGAAAAACUCAAAUCUGGACACUUUAAACAUCUUAUGAGAAGCAGAAUCAGAACAACUCUACACGGAGAGGACAUAUGGCAGGUGCCUGUUUAG
Messenger RNA from Copidosoma floridanum, 895 nucleotides. RefSeq names its product NAD kinase 2, mitochondrial. Gene Ontology annotation, biological process: NADP+ biosynthetic process; NAD+ metabolic process. Gene Ontology annotation, molecular function: NAD+ kinase activity. Lineage: Eukaryota; Metazoa; Arthropoda; Insecta; Hymenoptera; Encyrtidae. Gene Ontology annotation, cellular component: mitochondrion. The record is from RefSeq and is a predicted model, not a curated record.